CAUGACCGUUCAAUGUCGUAAAGUUUCAUUUUGUAGGAGAAUUUUAUAUGUUUUAUUUUAAAAUGAGCAGUUUAUCUAACAGCAGCAACGACUUUGAAAGAAAUCGCCAGGAAAGGGGAGAAUGGAGCAAAAAAGUGGAAUAUGUUUUGUCAAUGGUGGGUUAUCUUGUUGGAUUAGGAAAUCUGUGGCGUUUCCCGUACAUUUGCAUGAGAAACGGUGGAGGAGCAUUUUUGAUUCCAUUUCUGUUUUUCUUGGUUCUAUGUGGACUACCAUUAUUAUUCCUGGAGACCACCAUUGGACAAUUUAGUGGUAAAGGAUUUCUCCAUGUUUGGGAAGUAUGUCCACUAUUCAAAGGAAUAGGUGUUGGUAUGAUGAUUCCUAUUUUUGUAUUUAGUAUCUAUUACAACAUGAUCAUCGCAUGGACUUUGUAUUACAUCGGAAACUCUUUUCUGAGUCCGUUACCAUGGACAAAUUGUGACAACUACUGGAAUAGUCCUAAUUGUGUAGUGGACCACGGGUUCUUGAAGAAUAUUAAUAACAUAACAGGGCAGAGUUUAAACAUUAGUUCGCAGUUGUAUGAAGAUACCACAGAAAUGGAGUUUGUAGCGAACAGAAGUUCCGAAUGGAUUACUGCACAGGAAGACUUUUGGCAAAACAAUGUACUGCAAAUGUCCACAGGUUUAGAAGACUUGGGUAAUUUGAACUGGCGUUUAUUGUUGUGCUUGCUUGGUGCAUGGGUUAUUGUAGGAUUAUGCAUAAUGAAAGGGAUCAAAUCAAUAGGGAAGGUUGUGUACGUAACAGCAGUAUUACCGUAUAUUUUACUGACAGUGAUAUUCAUCAGAGGACUGACACUUGAGGGUUCUCUUUACGGAGUUAUGACAUUUCUGAAUCCAGAUUUUAGUAAACUUUUAGAAAUCAGUAUUUGGAUCGAAGCUGGCUUACAAGUAUUCUUUUCAUUAGGAACUGGGACCGGUCUCCUUAUUUCUCUCGCUAGUUUCAACAAAUUUGACAACAAUUGCUUGAGGGAUUCUGUUCUGUUGUCGUUUACAAGUGAAGGAACAAGUAUAUAUUGUGGACUGGUCAUAUUUACUGUCCUAGGAUUCAUGGCUACAAAGUUUGGACUGCCUAUCGACAAAAUAGUUAAAUCAGGACCAGGAAUAGGUUUUAUGGCGUAUCCAGAAGCACUAGCACAUCUGCCAGGUCAGAAUGUUUGGUCGUGUCUCUUCUUCAUAAUGCUUUUAACUGUUGGCUUAGAUAGUCAGUUUGCCAUUUGUGAAUCUGCUGUUGGUGUAUUAACGGAUAGUUUCCCGAGACUACGAAGACGGAGAAGCGCUAUCACAGUCCUGUUUUGUUUGCUGUGUUUUGUGCUUGGAAUUAUUUUCUGUUUCCAGGGAGGGAUAUAUAUUUUCCAACUAAUAGAUUGGUAUAUUGCUGCAUUUUCACGACCAAUCAUUGGUAUUUUAGAAUGUUUAAUAUUUGGAUGGAUAUAUGGACUCGAACGUCUAUCACACGACCUUCACCUGAUGAUUGGUAAACGACUACCUGCCUUUUUUAGAAUUUGUAUAGCAGUUGUUACGCCUGCAAUCCUGAUGGUAUUAGUUAUAUCAACAUUUGCAGGAUAUAAAAGACCAGCGUAUGGGAGUUAUGUAUAUCCACAAUAUGCAGCCGUUAUUGGAAUACUUAUAUCCGUGUCUCCUAUUAUACCUAUUAUAGUUUUUGCAAUCAUUGCCAUUCGGAAAGCAGAAGGGAGCUCUUUUUCAGAAAAAUUACGCUCUUCCAUGAAGCCCACCGUGUUUUGGAGUCCUGUGCGUACAGACGAACAAAACAAUUCAAAGGAUUCACUGGUUGUAGGCUUAAGUGUUACUGAAAAAAUCAAACUCAAUCUAUUGGGCACAAAAUAAAAGAAGCCAUCCAACCGUUAAGGGAGUUCGCUACUUAGUUUAAAAAUAACAAGUUUUUCAUAACACUUGUUCUAUUGAUACAUGUAGGAGAUCAAUAAAGGAACCGAAAGAGUAGAAAAGAUAUAGGGUAAUGUGCUUGUUUUCAAGAUAUUAGCCAUUGACAUGUAGCGGGAAAAUGGUCUUCCUUGAUUUUUCAUAGCUUGAGUAUUGACCAGUUUAAGGUCUGAAAAACUUUUAAAAAUAACAAAGAUUUUUUAAGGGUCUCAUUGGGGGUUCCGAUCCUUGACCCUGCUUCCUGUUUUGUCAGAUUCCCGUAUCCCGCUUACACAAUGUACGUAAGCAAUUCUCAUCUUUUUGUGAUUUCCCGGGUCCCGCUAGACCUUAUUUCCCGUUUUCACGACACAAUAAUUUGACUUCCACGUGUUACGCUUACAACAAAUCGGAAAUCCCGCGUCACGCUUAAACCCCAAUGAGACCCACUUUAUAAGACUUUUACAGAUGGCUGAUAAUUGUACACGUGAAAGAUUUAUUAAAAGACAAACGAGGGUCAAUGGGCAAACAUUAUUAAGGCAUUCAAAUUGUCAAAACCAUUCCGAAAAUCUGACAAAAAAGCCAAAACAUUACUAGCGAACCUCCUUUAAGCCAAAGCGCUUUUAAAACAUUUUGAAAACAAACACUGAGCCACAUGUAGAUUAAUAAAGUUUUCACAGUUAU
Messenger RNA from Mytilus trossulus (common blue mussel), 2615 nucleotides. Its product is annotated as sodium- and chloride-dependent glycine transporter 1-like. NCBI's taxonomy places the organism in Eukaryota, Metazoa, Mollusca, Bivalvia, Mytilida, Mytilidae. The coding region runs from base 48 to 1901 and encodes 617 amino acids. Gene Ontology annotation, biological process: sodium ion transmembrane transport. Gene Ontology annotation, cellular component: plasma membrane. The transcript is spliced from 13 exons. The record is from RefSeq and is a predicted model, not a curated record.